CUUGAUGGGGUCUGAUGCAGCAAAUUCUGCGCUUUCUUUCUACGUGUAGAAAAAUGAGAAAAGAAUGGAUCCUGUCAUUUUUCUCUGAAAAAUACGUAGGGGGGAAAUUCAUUUGGCGCCUACUGUAGAAUAAACGAUAUAUAGCGUGAUAAGAUUGUUCAUCGCAAUAAGCCGAUAAACGUAUUAAUUAUAACAACAAUAAAAAUGAUUGAGUAGAAGUGGUUAUAUUACGAAGUUUAAUAAAGUAUUAUACCACUGUAAAGACCAUAUUCCUAUGACCAAGUUUAUUUUCUUCCACACGAUAUUUCGAUAGCUACUGCUAUCAUUAUCAAAUGAAAAGAAUUGAUAGACUGUACAGCUAACAGAGAUUCACACCAUAUAUAUAAAAUUUUUAUUGUCUCUUGUGCUUUAUAUAUAUGGUGUGAAUCUCUGUUAGCUGUACAGUCUAUCAAUUCUUUUCACUCGAUAAUGAUAGCAGUAGCUGUCGAAAUAUCGUGUGGAGGAAAAUAAACUUGGUCAUAGGAAUAUGGUCUUUACAGUGGUAUUAUACUUUAUUAAACUUCAUAACAACAAUAGUUUAUCGCGUUACUACGUAUCCGGAUAAGUCCUUGUAGAAAAUGUUAAUAUUUAUAUGAAUGAAGAAAAUGUUAAUAAAUGUAUGAAUUUAUUGAAUUCUGUUAUAACUAUUGAAGCUAUAUUUGGUUUUCUUAGUAAUAUUUCUAUAUUUUAGCAAAGAAACUUAUGGAAAGAGAAAUGGUUGGAUUGAACUAUUCAAACCUCUAUUAGCACUGGACUAUAAGGAUCGAUCUGAAUUGUAUGAAUUAUUUGUUGCUAUUCUCAUUCGAUAUAUACCAAGAGAUUGUGAAGCCGAUGGAAUGCCAUAUUAUCUUUUUCGCUUGUUACUAUUGUAUCAUGAUCCAGAAUUAUGUAGUUUUCUCGAUACUAAAAAAGUGACACCUGAUCUUUAUGCACAUGUUUGGAUGAGAAGUUUAUUUGCAGCUAAUUGUCCAUUGACUGUGACAUUAAAUCUAUGGGAUGGUUAUUUUCAACAUGCUGAUCAAUUUUUUGCUUUUUUUUUGGCACUUGUUUUAUUAAUGUUUGCUAAGGAACAUGUAUUUGAAAUGGGUGAAGCUGAUAAAAAUGAAAUUGUUGAAUUUUUAUCAAAAGCACCAUCAAAUUUAAGUGAAAAUGAUUUAGAAGAUUUUUGUUCAUUAGCAAAUCAUUAUGCAUCAAAUACACCACAAUCAUUCCGAAAAGAAUUUUAUUCAUGUUUAUUCAGUGAAUCAGAUCGUACCUUUUCACAGAAAGCCUGUUCCAUCUAUCAAGCUUUAUGUUUACCUGUAUCAGUUCAAGAAUUAUUACAAGCGAAUCAACUCGGGGGUACAACUGCCGGUGUCAGAUAUUUUAUUGUCGAUUGUAGACCAGCUGAUCAAUAUAAUUCAAAACAUUUAUAUACAGCAUUUCAUCUUGACGCAAAUCUUUUAUUAGAAGAUCCAAAAGAAUUUAGUAGUACAGUUGAUGCUUUAUUUGCUACACAAAAACAUGCAAUUGAUGCUGGUUCAUCAGCUGGUGGAGAACAUUUAUGUUUUAUGGGCUCAGGUCAUGAAGACGAAGAUAAAUAUGUUAGAAUGGUUGUUGCACAUUUUCUUCAACGAAACACAAAAUAUGUCAGUACAGCCUAUGGUGGUUAUGAAAUACUUUCACGCGCUAUUGAAGAUCCGUCUAUGUUAACCGAAGCUCAACAAAAUAGUUCAACAUCGCCUACAUCUCUAACAUCAGAUUCAAAUUCUCAUACAUCGAUUAAUUCCACACAUAAACAAAAUUCCAUGGAAAAAUUAUCAGUAUUAAAUAAUCAGACUUUAUCGUUGUUCAAUAUGAUAUCAAGUGUUGUGAAAACGAAAUCCAUCGAAGUGAAAGACAAAGUCAAAGAUUACAUAACUCAUACAUCAUUAGCCGAUAAUCAAUUACCAAAACAUGUGAGUAAUAAAGAUAAAGUUGUCAAAUUAUAUAGGCACAAAAAUCAAUCAUCUGUAUUUACAAUCGAUGGAGAUGAUGAAGAUGAUACACCUUCAUCACGUCAAAAAGAACCACCCGAACUUGUUGAUAUUGAAUCAUGGUUUUUGAGAUCAGAUAUGUUAUAUAAAUAUGAAUGUCAACAUAUUGAUGAGAGUAAUCAAAUGCAUCCAAGUCUGUUACUGGUAUCAUCAUCACAUUUAUAUAUUUUACGAAAAUUACCUGAUCAUAAAACAAUGGCCGAUGUUAUUUCACGACGUCCAUUGCAAUCAAUUGUUAAAAUUACAAGUAAAAAAAAAUUUCCAGAAAUAAUAACAUUUCGUUAUGGAACACAAGAGCAGCAACAACAACAACAACAACAAAACAGUGAUAAAAAUACAGUACAAGCAACACAAUUACCUUCAUCAACGCAACCUUCUACGACUGUUGAUUGUGAUAAAGUAUUUAUACCUGAUGCUGGUGAUGCAACUAAAAAUAUUAAAUUAUUAAUUGUAAAAGCACUUAAUUUAUAUGAUUUGAGUGAUAAUGAGGAACAACAAACGUCACCAAAUCAACCAUUAACAACGGCAUAA
Messenger RNA from Didymodactylos carnosus, 2585 nucleotides. The record is from the annotation of a GenBank genome assembly. Lineage: Eukaryota; Metazoa; Rotifera; Eurotatoria; Philodinida; Philodinidae.